AAGGUAUGUUUUGAAGCAUAGUUAGACAAAAACACACAUUACUUGAAAACGGUUUGUAUAGCGACUGUUUUAAGAUGGCGGACUCGAACGAGAAAUUGUUAGUCGAAUUACUUAAAAAGCCUGGAAAUAAUGUGUGCGCGGAUUGUGGAGCCAAGAACCCAGAAUGGGCUUCUUACAAUAUAGGAAUAUUUGUCUGCACAAGGUGUGCCGGAGUGCAUAGGUCUAUGGGCGCACAUAUUUCCAAAGUGAAACAUCUCAAACUAGACAGAUGGGAGGACUCUCAAGUAAAUAGAAUACGUGAAGUAGGUAAUGUAACUGCAAGAUUACAUUACGAAGAGCGUGUACCACCUUGUUACCGUAGACCAAAUUCAGAUGCUCCUCAAGUUUUGAUAGAGCAAUGGAUAAGAGCUAAAUAUGAAAGGGAAGAAUUUUGUCACCCAGAAAGACAGAAUUAUGUAUCGGGAUUUAUGGAAGGAUUUUUAAUGAAGCGUGGAAAAGAAGACUCACGAUAUCAUCCUCGUAAAUUUGUUCUUUGUGAAGCUGAGGAUACUUUGAAGUAUCACGUUAAAGAAAAUAAGGAACCAAAAGCUAUACUUAGGAUAUCAGAAUUAAAUGUAGCCUUUGCUCCGUCUAAAACUAAUAAUCAAAAUAGUCUUCAAAUAUCUUUUAUGAAAGAUGGCACUACAAGACAUAUCUAUGUGUAUCAUGAAGAUCCAGAAGUAAUUACAAAUUGGUAUUUAGCUAUAAGAUGUGCAAAAUUACAUCGUUUACAAGUUGCAUAUCCUGGUGCAACAGAGGCUGAAUUAUUAUCACAGCUAACAAGAGAUUUUCCACGGGAAGGAUUCCUGUGGAAAACAGGUCCUAGACACAGUGAUGCUUAUAAAAAGAGAUGGUUUACAUUAGAUGGAAGGAAACUUAUGUAUCAUGAUGAUCCUAUGGAUGCACAUCCAAAAGGUGAAAUUUUCUUGGGUCACAGUUCAGAAGGUUUUGCAGUUAAAACAGGAGUACCACCAGGUGCUAGAAAUCAAGGUUUCUCUUUUACUCUUGAAACACCUGAUAGAAGUUAUCUCUUGUCUGCUCAAAACGAUGAUGACAGAACACAAUGGAUGAAUGUAAUACAGAAAGUAAUAGAUAAACCACUUACUCCACAAGAUGCAACUGUAGCAGCACGUCUUGUAAGAAAACGCACAGCAAGUGGAACAAUGAAUAUAUUUUCUUCUGCAAGGUAGGGCUGGAUCCCUCUUAGGCAUCUUUCCUAAAUAUUAUCAUAUAUUAAUUAGACAAACCAAUUGAAUGAUUAAAAUAAUAAAACUACGUUUAGAAAAUCUGUUUCUCGAUAUGCCUAGCAAAUCAUAACAUUUUGUAGCUACAUAUUAUCGUUGAAUCACUUAUAUUUAUAUAUCAUUGCACGCUACGUUGCUUACAUCAUAUACAUAAGACUGGUCAAUGGAAUUUAAUGCAAAUAUAGUAUAGGAACAAUUUUUUCUUUAAAACGAAUUUUUAACUGACAAUAUUUGUGAUGUGCUGUCAAAAGGAACAGGCAGUAUUAUAAAUAUAUAGUAAAAAAGCUUUUACUUGGCAAUAGUAUCUUUGUGAUAUUCCAUUCAUUAUAUUUACCAGAAAAAAACGUAUAAAUGUAUCAAUAUAUAUAUUAUUUAUAUUUUGGUAUAAAUGCUUUAGACGAAUAAAUUACUCUAAAUAACUUUUGUUUCUUCUGAAUAUAAUUUAAAAAAUAUAUAUAUAUAUUUUUUCAAAAUUGAAUUCUACAAUUAAAUUUUCUUUUUUCUCUUUUGUUUUUUUUGUUUUUUUGUUUUUUUUUGCAAUUAAAUUUAUAUACUUAUUCAAAAUAGAUUUUAACUCUAUAUACGUACUAUUAGUCUUUACUCUUUUAUAUAUACACAAAUGAUUUGUCAAGAUUUGUAAAUAGAACUUAAAAAAAGAAAAGAAAAAAAAAAGUAAGAUCAUUAUUUUUAUUUUACAUGACAAAUGUCUGCACAUACAUACAGGGUUGUUAAUUUAAUAUUGUAGUGUUUCAAAUAACAAGUUUAUUUACUCGUUUUAUCAAAUUUAAGUAGAUCAUUGUUAAUUUCAUCAAAAGUGUGAUAUUGAAAGUUUCUGUAUGACAGUAGACACCUUUUAGCUUCAUUCAUUUUAUUAAUGGUGCUAUCAAGAUGACUAUAUCUACUGUUUUACAGAAACUAUAUCUUACAUGCAGAGUGUUAUAAUGUUAUACUAUGAGUCAUUGUGAAUUUGAUGAUGUUUGUUUAAUAAAGUAUUAUGAGAUAUCAGCACUUAAGUAAAAACAAAUGACUUUUCUAUAUAUUAUUAAUUAUUAGAUCACAAUAUCUUCAUUUGUCAAAUUAUUGUUUUUUUUUUUUUUUUUUAUGUGUAAUUAUCUCUGAUACUUGAAUGCUGAUAUCACAUAAAAUUAUAAUUUAAUAAUCAGUCAAAAUACAUAAUUAUAAAGUUUCAGUGUAAAUUUAUUAUUAUAAAAUAAUAAAAAAAGAUUAUAUUUAAAAUAGUCAUGUCUGACUUAUUGUAAAGUUUGUUGUAAUAAUGAUGAUAAUGACAAUGAUAUAAUAAUUGUAACAAUUAUACUAUUACUGCUACUACUACUACUACUAUUACUACCACACUACUACUACUAAAUAUAAUAAUAAUAAUAAUAAUAAUAAUAAUAACAAUAAUAAUGUAUAAAGGCUGCCAAUAUAUACAUUUACUUUGUAGUGUUAAACAAUAAAGUAUAGCAGCAUGUCAUACUAUCUGUAGAUAUAUGAAAAAUAAUUUACUUAUGCUCUAUAAUUGAAGAAAAUAAAUAAUAAUGAGACAACAAAGA
Vespa crabro (European hornet) is the source of this 2836-nucleotide messenger RNA. Its product is annotated as arf-GAP with dual PH domain-containing protein 1-like. Gene Ontology annotation, molecular function: GTPase activator activity; phosphatidylinositol bisphosphate binding. The coding region runs from base 75 to 1229 and encodes 384 amino acids. Gene Ontology annotation, cellular component: plasma membrane; intracellular membrane-bounded organelle. NCBI's taxonomy places the organism in Eukaryota, Metazoa, Arthropoda, Insecta, Hymenoptera, Vespidae. The record is from RefSeq and is a predicted model, not a curated record. The transcript has 6 exons. Gene Ontology annotation, biological process: positive regulation of GTPase activity.